Varanus komodoensis (Komodo dragon) is the source of this 1872-nucleotide messenger RNA. RefSeq names its product LYR motif containing 9 (gene LYRM9). Lineage: Eukaryota; Metazoa; Chordata; Lepidosauria; Squamata; Varanidae. The transcript has 4 exons. Bases 889 to 1110 code for a protein of 73 amino acids. The record is from RefSeq and is a predicted model, not a curated record.
UUUAGCUGUAUAAUUAGUCUCAUAAUGGUUUUGAUGUCUGAUUGUGAGCCACCUAGAGGUUCUGUGGAGCAGUGGGCAGCAUACAAAUGUUUUAAAUAAAUAAAAAAUAAAUAAAAUACAGUCAGCUAAACUGAGCAAGAGCUUUCCAAGAACAUGUACAAGAAGCGCUACCUGGGGUUCUGCUUUUUAUCUUUCCUGCAACGUGUUCCAUGCACACACACACAUUCCAAGGACCCCCAGAGUUUAUGAGCUUUUCCACACUCCCUGACCUUUUGUAAUCAUGAGUCAUGAAUAAAAAAUUAGCUGGCGGGUGUGCAUGUCAUGUGAAUUGGUGAUUUCAAGGUAUGAAAACCUCUAAAGCCAGCAUGACAGAUGAAACUCCGCACAGCAGAGAACCCGCAGAAGGUCAAUUGUCCAUGAAAGCACAUAGAAUUGCACCAAUGCGCAGUAAACAACCGGGACAGAGAGCAGACAGAAAUCAGCUUGUGGCACAGGUGUGUGAACUGAGGCCGACUUAGUUGCAGAGUGCGUCUUAAAGAUAAUAACCGCACCGCUUAGUUAAUUUUGAGGUGUUCAACAGAAGGUAAUUCAGCUGUUAAACUGAAAUCUUAAUGAGCACUCUUUCAAUGACAGAAAGCCCUUCCAAGUUCUGACAUGCCUCUGAAUCUGCACUGGGAGCAAAAGCUGAUACAGCUUAAAGAAUUUUUCAAAUCAUGUGGAACUUCAGCGUGACGGAUUGUUUUCCAGGUUUCAUGUUAUGAAAUGCCUUUGUUUAUUACAUCUGAGUUCCCCCACCUUCCUCCAAGCAGCCUGAGUCAGCAUCUAUGGGCUCUCGCCCUCCAUUUCAUCCACACAAGACGCAACAUCCUUGCGAGUUGACUGGGGAAGAUGAGUCCUGUGGUGAAGGGGCCUUUGCAGCUUUACCGCUACCUGCUCCGUUGCUGCAAGGAGCUUCCAGGGAAGAACGUGCAAGAUCACUACAGGCACGCCAUCCGGCAGAGCUUCCGGGUCCAUGCAGAUGAGGAUGACCCUCAGAGAAUUCAGCAAAUCAUCCAGAGAGCCAUUGAGGAUGCCAACUGGGUAAUGCAAAAAUAUAAGAAACAGAAGUAAAAGGGAAAGUGGACAGAGAGGCAGCAACUUCUGUUCUGACCUGACUGGAUUGAGAAGUCUGGUUUGAGAAUAACAACCUCUUACCAGAACCCGGGACACAGCUGCCCUGACUGUAAAAUGCAGUGCUCUACCUCAACUACGCAAGGUUGUGUUUUAGGAAUUUCAUGCCUGUUGCCCAUCAUUGUUGCUGAAGCAAGUUGUAUGUUACCAAGCACAACCAAACUUUGAUUGAAGUUUUGAAUGCUGAACACCAAUCAGAACUGAAGUCAAUGGACUGAGCUUACUCUGAGACUGUCCGAAGAUCGCCGUGCCAAAGUUGUACUUUGCCUAACAAUGCAAACAAUGUAUUCAGCCUAACAAUGAUUGUAGCUUUGUGUUUCUGGAAUUUGGAAACAGUAGAUAACCUUUGCAAUUAAAUGUUCCUGGAUUGCACCUUUAAUGUAUGAACACCUGAACAUGAGCCAGCAGUGUGAUGCAGCUGCUAAUAAAGCUAAAAUCAUCCUUAGUUGCAUUCACAAGUUAAAGCAAGUCAGUAUUUUGUACUGCUCAGGCUGCACCAGGAAUAUUAGGUUUAGUUUCAGCUGCUGUAUUUUUCCCGUUGCAAGCAACUCAAGGCAGCUUACAAGAGUCACCUGCUCUUCUCUGUUUUAUCCUCACAACAACAACCCCGUGAGGCAGGCUAUGCCCAAAGUCAUCCAGCAAACUUCCUAGCUGAGUAGUAAUUUCCUUUGAUUUUAAGCAAAUAAAGAUUACUUGAUUGAA